Messenger RNA from Dendrobium catenatum, 981 nucleotides. Its product is annotated as B3 domain-containing protein Os12g0592300-like. The record is from RefSeq and is a predicted model, not a curated record. The coding region runs from base 1 to 981 and encodes 326 amino acids. Lineage: Eukaryota; Viridiplantae; Streptophyta; Magnoliopsida; Asparagales; Orchidaceae. The transcript has 4 exons. Gene Ontology annotation, molecular function: DNA binding.
AUGGAGGAAAGCUGUUGGUUUUGUAAGAAAUGGGAGCAGCACUAUUAUUGGGAUCAUCUAAAGCUGACAAACCAUCGUUUUAUGAAGGUUAUGCUUAAGGAUUUCUCUCAAGGCAUGGCUAUCCCAAAGCAUUUUGUGGAAAAUUUCAAAGGAGAACUUUCUAAAACAAUUAAUCUGGAAGUUAGUAAAGGUAAACUGUGGCAGUUUAAUUUGCAGAAAAUAUCAGGUUCUUUCGUUAUUAUAGAUGGCUGGAAGGAGUUUGUUGAUGACCACGGAAUAAAGGAAGGGGAAUAUUUAGUUUUCACAUGCAGUGGAAACUCAAGCUUCCAAGUUCAAAUCUUUGACAAUGGAGCUUGCCUAGAGAUGCUUCUCACUUACCAGCUGAAAAUGCUAAAACUGUGGCCAAGGAAAGAUGCCAAAAACAAAACGAAAAUUGCUACUCUUCUCAUUCUUCUAAAAAUUUCUAUACAACUGGCAAGUCAAAGGCAAAGCAGGCUUCAGGUCACAAAUUAUCUUCAAUUAGAAAGAAGCGUAAGAUUGAAAUUCUCAGUGAUGAAGCCACUCAACCCAACAGAAAAAGUAGUUAUGGAGACUUUGGAAGCUAAAAAACUGAAAUCAAAGAAGAGAUCUAUUGAUUUUGAUGCAAUUAAGCCAGAAAGCCCUUACUUUAUCCGACUUAUGAAGCACACAGCAGUUAAUGUCCUCUUCUUCAUGGCAAUACCUGCUGUCUUCUUCACGAAGCAUUUCAGUCACAAACCAGAAAAGAUUACAUUGCAUAAUCACCAGGGUAAGAAAUGGGAUGUAAUCUGCAGUUAUCAUUGCUUUUCAUGGGGAUUUAAAAGGCAAACAUGGAAAACUUUUGUCCGAGAAAACUACUUGAAAGUAGGAGAUGCGUGCGUCUUUGAGCUUAAAGCUUUUACAAGAAAGAACGCAGCUAUGAGUGUGCGCAUUGUGCGUGCCACCGACGAAGAUCUGGUUUGA